AUGAUUCUUCCUUCCAGCUUCAAGUCACUCGCGCGACAGCUGCUGGCUGGGCUUUUUGCAUUGGAGCGGCGAAAUCGCCUCGUGCGACUUCUGCCCCGGGCCUCGUUGCUUUGCCGCGCUCAGCUGUGUGCCUGGAAGAUGUGGCCAGCGCUUUACUCAGCGCCGCCGCGGCACGGAGUCUGCUUCGCAACCAAACUGGCGGUGCGCGCGGUGCGCGCUGCCUCUGGGCGGAUCCUCCAGGCGCUGUCCCACCAGUCGCAGAGCAGAGGCAUGGGGCUGGGCGGGCAAUAUUGGCGCGACCUUCACUUGUCUUAUUUGCCUGCGUGCCGCAGUCCGCUGUAA
This is a messenger RNA of Effrenium voratum, 342 nucleotides long. The record is from the annotation of a GenBank genome assembly. NCBI's taxonomy places the organism in Eukaryota, Dinophyceae, Suessiales, Symbiodiniaceae.